Linum tenue is the source of this 429-nucleotide messenger RNA. NCBI's taxonomy places the organism in Eukaryota, Viridiplantae, Streptophyta, Magnoliopsida, Malpighiales, Linaceae. The record is from the annotation of a GenBank genome assembly.
AUGGAGAUGGGGAAAGGAGGGGAUUCUCAGAGGGUGAAACAGAGGUGUAACGUAAGCGACAAGGUUUCGUUCUCCGGUGGUGGUCCCUCGCUCCGAUCGACGAACCGGUUCAGCGUGGAGUUGUACACGGACUCGAAGGCGGGGAGGAACAAUACGGUGCUGUUGGAGACGAGGGUGGCGCUGGGGUUGGGAAACAGGAGAUUCCGCGGCGCGAAGGAGGUGUCGAGGUUGGGGAAUUUGCAGAGGGCGAGAGGGGAAAUGGUGGUGCAGGGGGAUUUGGUGAGCGGUGGAUUUGGGGAGACGAAGCAGUGGUAUAACUAUGGAGGAGGAGAAGAAGAAGAUGGGUCGGACAAGUGCUAUUUUAGGGAUGUUAGCAGCAAGAACUAUACCAUUGUUCAUGAUAGGCAGGGGAAUAAGUGCCAUAAGUGA